GCUAUUUUUAGAUUAGUUAUUACUACCCCUUUAUCAUUCUGUUCUUUGAAUUGGUUUGAUUUAAGUCUUGUCUUGUGAUGAAAUUGACGUGAUAACUAUCUUUCUUAUCAGACUUCAGAGAUAAGUUUUAAGUGUAUUGGGAAUUCUAACUAUCCAAAGUUCCUUUCACAAUAAAUUCAACCUUUUCAUACUAUGUUUGAUGUGAAUUGGAUCUAUCUUCUCUCCCUAUAUUUCACUCAUAUUCUUCUCUUCUUUCUCUCACUGUAAUAUCUCUUUCUUUCUGUCCUCAUUUCAUCCCCUUUACUUUCUCCCCUCUCCCUUUUGGUACACCAACCUAGCUUUGGCCCCGUUAGACCAGAAUAUAACUUCUAAAGGCACAAAUGUUUUCUAUAAAUCAGUGCCAGAGAGAAGGAAAACAGAUGGAAAAAAUUGAAGACAAAAAAACAAGUAAUGUAUAAACGGUGUGAAAGGAAUGGAAAACCUAACCACAUAGGCAAUACAUCUCAUGUCAAGAACCAAAUACAAGUAAAGAGAUACAGAUAAGUGCUAGGCAUUAUACAAGAGAUCAACUUAAUGCACACCUUACUACACUAAUUGGGGCCAGCUAUGGUUAUACACCUGAUAUGGAUCGCAUCGGACAGUCCUCUCAAUCGGGAUGGAUGAAUCAGGUUGGAACAUCCUCAGCCUAUCCAAUUACUCAAAACGAUGGUCCUUCCUCAAGUUUCGGUGCAGUUGAUUCCUAUUGGGAGAAUAUCGUGGUUGCACCAAAUUAUAGGCAAAGACCUGCUAUGGAUAGUCCGAAUUAUCCGAAUUAUAUAGUGACAUCAUCGAGUGAUAGUGAGGAAAUACCUAAUGCGGAGGAAAGUGAAGAUGAAGAAAGUGACGAUGAGGUUCAGGCUGGAACUAAUCCUCAAUAUCAACUAGAACUGUUGCAAGACAUGAUGAACAGUUCGGCACAGCAGGAAGAACUGAAUUCACAGCACCUAUUUGAACAGCAAGAGUCGACCCCGGUUCAGCCGCAAAGCCAAUUUCGACAGCAAGAGUCGACCCCAGUUCAGCCGCAAAGUCAAUUUUAAUAGCAAGAGUCGACCCCGGUUCAGUGGCAUUCUGAUGAGAUCCCUAUCUUGAUCAUCUUCAAGAUCGCCCAGAUGCCUUUGUCUUUACUAGGGAUGAUGAUCAUAUUCGGCAAAGUUUGUGAAAAUAGCCAGUGGAUCUUGUAAAACAAAAGGCUCGUAUUGAAAAAGGCAUGAUUUUCAACUCGAAAAAAUCAUUGCGAAGGGUUGUUAAUACUUAUUGCAUACAGGCGAUGAGGGAGUUCAAAGUUAACGAUUCCACACAAAAACUUUGGUGAUUGGUCUGCAAGCCAAAAUAUCAAGGUUGCGAAUGGAUGCUUCGCGGUAAGGAGACUGCUGAAAAGAUGUGGACUAUUUCAAUGUUCUACACAAAACACACUUGUGAUAUAGGUGACCUCAAAGAUGAUCAUUGCAAUCUAGAUACUAAUAUGUUUGUUCGUGUGUUAGUUGGCGACAUUGGAAAAAGCCCAAGGUAUCCCCUUCGCCUAAGUUUAUUUUAAUUUUGAUGUUAAUACGAUGUUCCUCGUUGCUAUAUAUUGAUUUCAACUUAUUCAGGUUCCCUAUUAAA
Lycium barbarum (goji berry) is the source of this 1641-nucleotide messenger RNA. RefSeq lists its product as uncharacterized. The transcript is spliced from 3 exons. The record is from RefSeq and is a predicted model, not a curated record. NCBI's taxonomy places the organism in Eukaryota, Viridiplantae, Streptophyta, Magnoliopsida, Solanales, Solanaceae. The coding region runs from base 624 to 1076 and encodes 150 amino acids.